GCAGACGUGGGCAUCUGGGGUAACUGGACCUUUUUCUCUGUUAAAAAUAGGAUACUAAAAGUCAGCCUGGUCGUCUUUUAAACCUUGAUGGAGAAUAGUCUAAUACAGGAGCCUGGGACGAAUGCAUAUUGUCACUGGCUAUCUUUAUCUAUAAAACAUCUUAUUUCACUGAAAGAAAAUAUCAGUUAAUUAAAAUUGAGUGAUAGGGAUUUUGUCGUCAUUUUUAUGUUUUUUUUGAGUUCGGCAAAUUGCUCACGUGACCGCAGCCGCUCUUCCUUACCCCUUGACGCAGAUCUUCAGAGAACAGGCAGAUUACCUGUUUACGUUUUGACUGCCCUUCUCCUCAGCUGCCAUUUUUCUAUUGACGGCGGGAGCCACUGCCAGGGUAUUGAUGAGAGGCCUGGACCGAACAUUCACCCAGGCUGCGACUGACUAGGGAAAUUGUCUCUCUUAGCAAACAGUUUCAUUCCUGGACCAGUGGGUAAAAAGACAAAGUGGGGCAGUCAUCGUCUAAACCGCAAAACCUAGCAAGGACUGGGUUUUCAUCACAAUCAAGAAGCCAACCAGAGCAUGGUUUUGGGCUUCAACUGCUGAUGAACGAUAUUAACUCGUCCUUGGAAAGCCUUAACUCAGCUUGCAACAUGCAGUCCGACACUGAUACUGUGCCCCUUCUUCAGAAUGGCCAGCAUGCCAGCAGCCAGCCGGCAGCGUCUAGCUCUCGGGGCCUGCAGCCGCAGGCGUCCCCGAAGCAGAAGGUGCAGCGCUCGCAGCCUGUGCACAUCCUUCCUAUCAGUGAGCUUUGGAUUUUUCAAAGGAGGAAAGGAAGGAGAGGUGAACCUGGAGAAGCGACAAGGAGCACAGAGGAGACAACGCCAAGGCGCCUUCAGGAGGAAGAUCAACAACUGAAAACUUCCUCUCUUCCGGCAAUUCCUAACCCGUUUCCGGAGCUUUCUGGUGGCCCUGGGAGCCCUGCAGUGGUUGCUCCGAGCUCCUUACCACCUCCUCCGAGCCAGCCACCUACCAAGCAGGAUGUCAAAGUCUUUAGUGAAGAUGGGACAAGCAAAGUGGUGGAGAUUCUAACCGACAUGACUGCCAGGGACCUGUGCCAGUUGCUGGUUUACAAAAGUCACUGUGUGGAUGACAACAGCUGGACUCUGGUGGAGCACCACCCACAACUGGGAUUAGAGAGGUGCCUGGAGGACCAUGAGAUUGUGGUCCAGGUGGAGAGCACCAUGCCAAGUGAAAGUAAAUUCUUGUUCAGAAAGAACUAUGCGAAGUACGAGUUCUUUAAGAAUCCGGUGAACUUCUUCCCGGACCAGAUGGUCACUUGGUGUCAGCAGUCCAAUGGCAGCCAGGCCCAGCUUCUGCAGAAUUUUCUGAACGCGAGCAGCUGCCCUGAGAUUCAAGGGUUCUUGCAGGUGAAGGAGCUAGGACGCAAGUCCUGGAAGAAGCUGUAUGUGUGCUUGCGCAGAUCUGGCCUUUACUAUUCCACCAAGGGGACUUCAAAGGAACCCAGACACCUGCAGCUGCUGGCUGACCUGGAGGAAAGCAGCAUCUUCUAUCUGAUUGCUGGAAAGAAGCAGUACAAUGCACCCAACGAACAUGGGAUGUGCAUCAAGCCAAACAAAGCGAAAAUCGAGAUGAAGGAACUGCGUCUGCUCUGUGCUGAAGACGAGCAGAUCCGUACUUGCUGGAUGACAGCCUUCAGACUCCUCAAGUACGGAAUGCUCCUGUACCAAAACUAUCGCAUCCCGCAGCAGAGAAAGGCUUUGCUCUCUCCCUUCAACACACCUAUGCGCAGUGUCUCUGAGAAUUCUCUUGUGGCGAUGGAUUUUUCUGGACAAACCGGAAGAGUGAUUGAUAAUCCGGCUGAAGCCCAGAGUGCUGCCCUGGAAGAGGGCCAUGCUUGGCGGAAGCGCAGCACAAGGAUGAAUAUCCUAAGCAGCCAAAGCCCCCUUCAUCCUUCAACCCUGAAUUCAGUGAUUCACAGGACUCAGCAUUGGUUCCAUGGACGUAUCUCCCGCGAGGAGUCUCACAGGAUCAUCAAGCAGCAAGGUCUCGUGGACGGGCUGUUCCUCCUCCGUGACAGCCAGAGCAACCCAAAGGCGUUCGUACUGACACUGUGCCAUCACCAGAAGAUUAAAAACUUCCAGAUCCUGCCUUGCGAGGAUGAUGGGCAGACAUUCUUCACUCUGGAUGAUGGGAACACCAAGUUCUCCGAUCUGAUUCAGCUGGUCGACUUCUACCAGCUCAACAAAGGUGUUCUGCCCUGCAAGCUGAAGCACCACUGCAUCCGCGUGGCCUUAUGACCUCCUUGCCCUCUCACAGAGGCUGGAGGCAGCAACACUGGAACGGAGAAGAGAGGCCUGCAUGAGGGUGAGGACACACAUCUACUCCCACCCGAAGACUCAGAACAACAUGGCUUUUUGAUCGGUACCAACCGACCAACAUCAAUUAGUUAUUGGACUUCACAAAGAUUUGCUGCUGCAGAUCAAGCAGGACCACCUCCCUCUGCGUCAGCCAUUUAAAAUUGGGGGAGGGAUGAGAUCCAGUGCAAGUGUGGGAAGAAACUGGAAUGACGAUUUUUGAUUAGGCCACAUAGGGUGAAAAAUCGCAGAGAAGUGAUUGGAAAUGAACUCUUGCCCUGGAAUAAUCUUGACAAUUAAAACCGCGAUGUUUACUUUUUUGUAUUGAUCACUUUUUUGCACUCCUUCUUCGUUGUCAAUGUUGUACUCAGCCUAUGGUAGGAGAGGAUGUGGCUUUGCAACCCAGAUGAGACAAAGAAUUUUUGAAUUGGCAGACUUCGGCCUACAAAUGGGUCCCCAAAGUUUUCUAGAGGGCAUCCUGCUCUCUGCAGGUUGUGACAGUGUGGAUUUGGCUCCUACAUUAUAGACACCCCAGUCCUUCCCAUUAUACUUGAAAAGCUUUUUUUUUUUUUUUUUUAAUUAAAUAAUAAAAGGUGUCAACCAUGGUCGACACCAAGCAUGUUUUGCGGACUCAGUCAAGCUGCCACAGUCUGGUCAUCAUUGUUGUUGUGCUGAUGUCUGGUCAUUUAUUAUUAGUGUGUCUCGUUCUCCACAGUGCAGGAGACCUUGUUACUUUGGAAAACUCACUGUUCCCCAGCACAGCACAGCUGCAUGACCUCAGCUUUAGACUGAUGUCAGCCAGCCUUCUUGGAACACAUUGGUAUUCAUUGUGGAUGCCACAUAGUCCAUCUGGGGUGCCCUGUGCCUCACAUUUUCACAGCCGCCCACUGUUGUAGAAUAAUCGCUGCCUUUGCUCUCUGCAGUAGCCUCAGUCAUUUCAGUUCUCCCACAGGGGUGGGAUUGGGGGGAGGGAGGGUUAAUGGAUCUAAAAAGAAAAUGUCAUCUUGUUGGCCUUGUGCUCUGUCACCCUGAGCUUCUAUGGUGAUAAAAAGAUAAGGAAACAUUGCAGAAGGCACAGCAUAGGCUGGCUUUGAGUCUUUGCUUGAUGACCUCUGCACCCUACUGAAAACCCCCUAAGCCAGCAGUAGCAGGGUAUGCAGAGGCUCUGCCUCUGCUAGCUUAGGGUGAGAAGUACCUCACAGUGGUGGUGAAUAUUGGACAGUUUUUUAGCAGCAUGAUGUUUGCUUCCUCCUCCAAGAGAGGAGUCAGAAGGUGGCCGGAGUUACCUUUGGGUCCCCUGAGCUCCAUGGAGGACCCUUUGUUGUCCCCUAAAUGAUUUACCAGGCAUGAGAGUAGCAGACAGGACUCUUUUUGAGAAACACACAGAUAGCUGUGGUGAACAGGCUUCCCUUUCCUGACACCACACAGGAAGUUUGCUACGUACCUGAGCUAGCCACUAGAUUGCCAGUCCCGACUUGGCGAAGUGCUCCCCAGGGAGCCACUUCUGAUUUGCCCUGCGGUUGACGGCAUAGUGGAAGAUAGAUGUGACAGCGCUUUGUAAUGCAGGUCAGCUGCGAGCUGGUCCACAGUAUAGAAACACUGUAGUUCACAGACCAUGCAAUCCGUGUUUCCACGAGAUGUUUAUUACAACAAAUGAAGAAUUUUUUUCGUUUUUUUUCUUUUUAUCUUUUUAAUCUUUUUUCCUUUUUUUAGUAAAACAUUUUCGUAAGCAUAAAUGCUCAAUUGCAUUUCUCUUUUCUUUCGCAGCUAGUUAAUCAUUCAGUUGACAAUGAGAUAAUUCUCAAGUUCAUGCCUGGCAGCAGGCUUCCACUGAUCUUCCCCUUAGGGACAGAUAACGGACAUUUUCAGUUUUACCAUACUCAUUUCUUUUUUGCUGACUUCAAGGUCAGAACUUUACAAAACAGACAACAAACAACCCUAUGGUUUUCUCUCUCCAGUUUACACAGAACAGUCCCCACAGUGCAUAGUCCUUCUCUCGUUUGCCUCUGCAGUAGGACAGCUAGGACGUGUAGCUCAUAUUUAUAAGUACGCAUUUUAUUUAAGAGGAAGUAUAGGCUUGACUCUGGUUCACAAUUUUGUAUGUAGCUGGUUUGACGUAGUGUUUUGUACUUCCCUUGCCGAAGUGAAUUGUUGAAGGCUGCAACCCGCCUUGAGUGUAGCAGACUUCAGUGGCCCCGAGCUCGCCAGCCUUUGCACAGGCAGCUGGGAAUUCCACCAGAAACAGCUAGUCCCUUGGUUAGUGGGUACCCAGCCCCCCCUAGCCAGAGACUGAAGGACAUUUGACUUUUAUUUUUGUAUUUAAUUGACAUGAAUGUAAAGGGGACAGCUCAGGGUUGUUUUGGAGCCUGUUUUGACUUUGUAAUCUCUGCCUGUGAUUUUCUUUUCUAAAUGACAACUCCGUGUAGCCACCUGGACUAAGUUGAGAAGGAAAAUGCCAAAUGCUUUGGGUUUUUAGAGUUUUCAUAGGUAGGCUCUGUUAUAUUAUUAGGUGUUAGAGUUUCUGAACGUGGUUUUUUUUUUCUUGUUUGCUUAAACUUUGAAAAAAUAUGUGCCUCAGCUUAGAUGUUUUGUCUUCUCCUUUCUGCACUUAAAUACCUGACAGUCUGUCCGAUCACUGCGCCUUCACCUCUGAGGGCGCGGCUAGCUCAUCGUAGAUUUGUGAUGUCAUAGUGCAAACCGCAGUGACCGGAAAGUGACCUGACAUGUAAACGUUUUCAGGGAAUGCAGAGGAUGUUAAUUAACAGACAAAACCUUUAUCCCGCGUGCUUUGCUUCACUCUGUGCUAUAUAGCUCUUUGGCUCGUGAACCUUAUUGUAAACUUUCAGGUAUUUUUGUACAAAUAAGGGACUGAUGUUCUGUUUCUUGUUAUUAGAAAUAAACAUUAAUACAGUGUUCUUCA
Messenger RNA from Meriones unguiculatus (Mongolian gerbil), 5286 nucleotides. It is a transcript of the gene Grb10, whose product is annotated as growth factor receptor bound protein 10. The transcript is spliced from 17 exons. Gene Ontology annotation, molecular function: insulin receptor binding. Lineage: Eukaryota; Metazoa; Chordata; Mammalia; Rodentia; Muridae. Gene Ontology annotation, biological process: insulin receptor signaling pathway; negative regulation of Wnt signaling pathway; negative regulation of insulin receptor signaling pathway. Bases 594 to 2309 code for a protein of 571 amino acids. The record is from RefSeq and is a predicted model, not a curated record.